This is a messenger RNA of Coccomyxa subellipsoidea C-169, 2310 nucleotides long. RefSeq lists its product as hypothetical. The record is from RefSeq and is a predicted model, not a curated record. Lineage: Eukaryota; Viridiplantae; Chlorophyta; Trebouxiophyceae; Coccomyxaceae. The transcript is spliced from 13 exons. Bases 1 to 2310 code for a protein of 769 amino acids.
AUGUGGAUGCAUGCAUGCAAGCUGCAGGCAACAGUGGCAGAGUACAGGUCCUUACAGCAGCAGCUGGAGGGGAAGCUGAGCGCUGCUGCUGACAAUUUCAAAGCUGCCCAGAAGGAGGCAGCUACAGCUGCGCAGGCAGCCGAGCAGCGCCUGACUCAAACCCAGGAGGAGCUUGUGGCAGCCAGGACGCAGCUGAAGGAGUCAGCGCAUGCGGCGGCUGCAGCCACCGAGCGCGCGGACGAGUUGGAGUGGCGGCUGAAGCGGCAGGAGGCAACGCUGGCUGAACGGCUGCGCAUGGCCGACCAGGCCAAGCAGGCCACGGAGGGGCUGUCAGAGGAGGGGCUGCGAGCGGUGCGCGAGAAGGCGGCGUUUCUGGGAGAGGAACUGCGCGCGCAGCUGGCAUACUCGCGAGAGAUGCUCGCGGAGGAGCGGCGGCUGCGGCGCGCAGCCGAGGCGGCCGCCGCGGAGACGGAAGCCGGCCUGAAGCUGCGCCUGGAGGCGGCCUCCGCUGACAUCAGCGCCCUGCGCGACCAGGUGAACUCGAAGCGCACAAGAAUCCAUGGCCUGGAGGAGGCAUGCCGCCAGCAGCAGACAAAGGCGGCCAUGGAUGUGGUGACCUCACUCGUGGGCGAUCUCGAUCCGCCGGACACAGAGCCGCGCAGGCGGCCGUCCCUGGGCGACGCGGCUGCUGCGCAGCUGCCGCCCUUGCCUGAAGCUGACUCGCUGGCUGCGCCGCCCCCGCAGCAGCACGCCCCCCAUGCAGGCGCAGAUGCAGCAGAACCUGGCAGGGAGCAGCAGCCCCCCAAGAAGCAGAAGCGGGGCAGCAAGAGCAAGGCAGCACAAGCCGAGCAGCUGGUGGCAGCUGGAAGCUUUGCAGAAACCGCGCAGCCUGCAGCCAAGCCAUCUCAAGCAGCAACAAGCGCCGCACAAGAUCCAAGCGACAAGAAGAGCCAGGCGAGGGCUGCAAAGAAACAAGCCAAGGCCGCAGCUGGGGCAGAAGAGGCAGAAAUUGUGGGUGCUGCCAAAGUAGACAAGCGGGGUGACAAGGCAUCAAAGAAGCGCAAGACGGAGGAGGCGGCUGCAUCAGCCGCCAAUACCAGCGAGCAGCAGGCAGAUGAGUCAACGCACGACGCAACGAUGACUCAUGAUGAGUCCGCAAUGACUCAAGGCGGCGGGCGCGCCAGAGCCGCCCGCACGCGCGCCAGCAAGGCGCCCUACUGGAUGGGCGGCGCGGCCGAUGAUGACUCAGCGCCAGCUGGCGAUGACUCACCCACUGAUAAGUCACCGGGCGGCGCAGACCCGGAGGCCGACAGCGACUGGGAGGCGCCGAAGCCAGCGGCCAAGAAGCACAAGGGUCAGGAGCCUCAUCAGGCUAUGGCAGAGGAAUCCAAGCCUGACAAGCCGAAGCGCGCGCGCAAGAAAGCGCAGGAAACUGCGCAGCAGCCGCCGGACGAUGCUGAGGUGGCGGAGGGGUCCGCUGACGUGGCAGAGAAGCCGGCAGCUGCCGGGAAGGGGCGCCGAAAGCUGGUCAAGGCCGGCCAGGCAGCUGCCGGCGAGGAGGAAGCUGCUGAGCUGGCGGCAGAUGCGGUGGAAGAAGCACAGCCACAUGCCAAGAAGGGAGCUCAGAGGAGGAAGGGCAAGGGCGCUGUGUCAGCUGCUUUGGGAGAGGCAGCGCAGCCGGAGCAGCCACAAGAGGAUGUCACCACUGCAGAUCAUGCCGUCACAGACAGUGGCGUCAACACGGAGGUGGAGCAGGAAGAGCAGCAAGAUGUGAAGAUCGCUGCAACACAGGAGUUGAGCCAGGGACCUGCACAGAGUGCAGCUGAGUUCACAGUCAAUCCCAGAAAGGUGUCUCAGUGGCAGCAAAGCCGCCCCGAAGGCGUCUCAAAGGUCGACCUGACCACUGUCUGGGGCCACACUCGGACGCCGCUGGCCGACACUGCAACUGCCGCAGGAGUUGCAGCAGACAAGGAGGCCGCCGGACCAGGAAAGGAGAAAGAAAAUGGCGACGCAGCGAAGGCGGCGGCAGGGCAUGAGCUGAUAAAGCCGGUGCCGGGGCGCUCACGCUUCGGCAGCCAGUCGGAGGCGAACCCUCUCGCGGCCCUCAACCCCGGGGUGCUGGCAGCUGCAGUGAAGGCGCAGCCGCGGGGAUCAUAUGUGUCUGGACUCAGUGCUCCCAACAGAGGGGGUGAGGUGGCGGCAGGCAAGCGGCGGCUGCUGCCCGCGCCCAAGCCCAUGGGCAGCGUGGCUGCCCUGCCACGCAGCAUGCUCUUUGGGCAGAACUUCCAGAUUCCCAAGCUCAGCCAGUGA